CUGACUACUACUCCCAGAAUACAGCGCGGCUGUGUGUGGUGUUACGUUAAACAGGUACUUCCUGUCGCUGUCAGGGUCGCUCUGACAGAAGUUCCCGUCUUAUAUCAGCCUGGCUGCUGUUUGUCAUGUUAUUCAACGACUCCUUGUAGCCGCGGACACUUUAGUGGAGCCGCUGUUUACAGAAACUUCACACUGUAGCUACCACUAUGAGGCUGCCAUGGCGGGUCCUCCUCACCCCUCACUCCUCAUCAUCAUCCUCAUCAACCCCCGUGAGGACAGCCUCCUCAGUCCCUGCGGGGAGGCUGGACUUCGUCCCCGCCUGCGGCCACACCGACGCCCACUCCCUGGAGCUGCUGCAGGACUUCGUGAGCCGAGCCAGCCGCCUGUUCGUCAUCAGCGGAGCGGGCCUCUCCACGGAGUCGGGCAUCCCCGAUUACCGCUCGGAGGGGGUCGGACUGUACGCGCGCACCGACAGGCGACCCAUGCAGCACGCGGAGUUCGUCCGCAGCGCCAAGUCCCGUCAGCGGUACUGGGCCAGGAACUUCCUCGGGUGGCCGCAGUUUUCCUCCCACCAGCCCAACUCCGCGCACAAGGCCCUGCAGCAGUGGGAGGAGAGGGGCAAGCUCCACUGGCUGGUCACGCAAAACGUGGACGCUCUUCACUCCAAGGCGGGACAGAAGAGGCUGACCGAGCUCCACGGCUGUACACACAGGGUGCUGUGUCUCGGCUGUGGCGCCAUCUCGGCGAGGGAAGAGCUUCAGAGGCGAUUCAUAUCACUGAACCCAGGCUGGAGAGCUCAGGCGGGUGCUGUGGCUCCGGACGGCGAUGUCUUCCUGGAGGACGAGCAGGUCCUCCAUUUCAGGGUUCCCUCCUGCGUGGACUGUGGAGGAAUACUGAAGCCAGAGGUCACGUUUUUUGGAGACAGCGUAAACAGAGCGACUGUGCAGUUUGUGCACGAGAGGCUGGCGGAGUCGGACGCCGUGCUGGUCGCGGGGUCAUCGUUACAGGUGUACUCAGGAUACAGAUUUCUGCUGGCGGCGAGUGAUCGUAAAAUGCCAGUCGCUAUCCUGAACAUAGGUCCCACCAGAGCAGACCAUCUGGCCGAGCUGAGAGUGAGCGGCCGCUGUGGUGAAGCGCUGCCGCUCAUCCAGCCCCUCUGACGUGGACGUCAUGUGUCUUUUCAUUUGUUUUCAUCUGCUCAAAACUACCUCCAAUUUAACGGAUUAACCAACUUCAGGAGGAAGUCAUUUGAAAGGAGUCAGCUACACUCCUGGAGAACUCACUUUUAUCAUGAAGAGGGACAAAAACCUACAUCUGCACUGUCAUACUGUAAACAGAGCUACUGAAGGGUAGUUCAACUUCUCUGCACAGGCUGGAGUCAGGUUCUCACAUCUUGGUCCAUCAAACAGACAGAUAAUCACCAGUUGGUCGGGAGGAAACAGAAAAGGCUCUUUUUAUUUCCAAAAAGAGCCUUGAUAGAAAAUGAUGCCGCAGUCUGAGAUGAAUUAUAAGUAGGUGGAAGUUGUUGGGAUCGUCAGAGACCAUGAAAUGCAGACCUAGAUUUAUGAACUACAUAACAGACGUGUUAUAAAACUAUGAUUAUUUUAAAUUUAUUUCUAUAUAAUAAAACAACACCUCCAAAGAGAGGCGUUUCGUGUCAUCAAACGCCUGUUGCCUGGCCUCCUCUCUCCUCGUGCCUCUUCUUCACCUCCUCCGCUCCCGGCUGAGGUGGACUAAAGGCCGUUACAUACUCCACCAGAAGCGAAAAAUUUGACGUCAUUUUCUUCUGUCAACCCUCGUUUGGGAGAUCUCGCAGCUUGUUCUCGACACAUCAACUGGGCAGAACUUUUUUCUCGUGUGGCGUCCGGUUACGUUUCUGUUAUUAGAAACGGGAAGAGGAGGUGAGGAAAGGGAAUGUGUUUGUUGUGUUGUCGUUGUCGCGGAGCAGAAAAUGGGGAGCCAUUAGUUUGUCCUUCCAGACUCUUCUUGCUUACAAACAGUUUGCACCAUCUUGUUUUUGAGACAGCACUACAGAAGGUUUUCAGAGGUUACUUUGCAUUAACUUUAAGUUAUUUUUUUAGGACUUUUAAUUUAAUGUAAAUCAUAAAAUAUACUGCAGUCAGGUCUGAUUUUAAAGGGGGUGUUUGGUCCUAUCCUAGAACGGUUCAUGUCAAGAUGCUUGUUAGAUUUUAAAAGCUGCUAUUUAAAACCAAAUUAAAUAAAGUCACUUUAUUGGUGAAAUGCAUGGUG
Messenger RNA from Mugil cephalus (flathead mullet), 2250 nucleotides. RefSeq names its product sirtuin 4 (gene sirt4). Bases 207 to 1160 code for a protein of 317 amino acids. The transcript has 4 exons. Lineage: Eukaryota; Metazoa; Chordata; Actinopteri; Mugiliformes; Mugilidae. The record is from RefSeq and is a predicted model, not a curated record. Gene Ontology annotation, molecular function: NAD+ binding; NAD-dependent protein lysine deacetylase activity.